Messenger RNA from Pocillopora damicornis (cauliflower coral), 741 nucleotides. Its product is annotated as collagen alpha-6(VI) chain-like. NCBI's taxonomy places the organism in Eukaryota, Metazoa, Cnidaria, Anthozoa, Scleractinia, Pocilloporidae. The record is from RefSeq and is a predicted model, not a curated record.
AUGUGUGAACCAUUUUUUGCAUUAUCAGUCACAGAAAGAUGUAAUUCUAAUGCUGACAUUGCCUUCUUGGUGGACUCCUCGGGAAGCAUCUCCCGUGAAAACUACGAAAAAGUGAAAACAUUUGUGUCAAACCUCGCUGCGAGCUUCAACAUUUCUCCAGGGGGAUCCCGUGUGGCUGUUGUUAUCUACAGUACAGGCGCAACAACUGCAAUCAAGUUUGAUGACUUCACAAGCGCAGACUCGUUUGAGAGAGCAGUGAAACUCCUAAAACAUGAGCGCGGAUUCACAAGGAUAGAUCUUGCUCUUCAAAGGGCCUAUUACGACUUGUUCGGCAGACGAGGCAGUUCUCGAUAUGAAGUACCAAAAAUUGCCUUCCUCCUCACCGAUGGAAAACAGACGGAAGACUCCCAAGCGCUCUCUCUUGGAAAGAUGGCCCGCCUUAUCAAGGAUCAAGGAGUGCGAAUCGUUGCAAUAGGAGUUGGAAAACAAGUCGAAACUCAAGAACUUAUGACAAUUGCAACUAACGAAAAGGACGUCAUACAGGCAGACACAUUUGACAACUUAUUAGAAAAAGUGCAACCGAUCGCCGAGAGUGCAUGUGAAAGCUUUUUAGCUGUUCCUAUUCCAGAGGAAAUUGACGAUGGUAAGUAAAUAAAGUUCAUGUUUUAUACCAGAAUAAAUAUUUACAAUGGAACUCAUUAAGUAGGGUACUGUUGUAAUAGAAAUGUCAACUUAACGAAU